CGCGCGGUCGCGGGAGAGACCCUCAUCCAGGUCGAGAAGCCGCUCGGGCUGAACGUCAAGGCGUCGAACAAGGGCGUGAACGGCGGCGUCGAGGUCGCGUCCGCGCGCGGGAACGCCGCGAAAGCGGGGCUGAAGCAGGGCGACUUCAUCAUGUACACGUCGUCCUUCUUCGGCGACGAGCUGUGGCCCGCGGAUCAGGUCGGCUUCGUGCGAUCCGCGCUCAACGCGUGUCCGAAUCAGGUGGACUUCAUCGUCGUCCGCGACCCGAAAGCGGUCCAGACGAUCGACGUGAAGCGCCUCCCGAAGCGACCCGCGCCGCCGCGGUUCGGGAAGAAGCUCAGCGCCGCGCAGAAGGAGCGCGCGACGCACAUCUGCGUCGACUGCGGUUACGUCUACACCCUCCCGACGCCGUUCGCGGAGCAAGGGAAGGAUUACCAGUGCCCGCAGUGCCAGGCGCCGAGGAGUCGAUUCGCGAAGUACGACGUGGAGACGGGGCGGGCGGUCGCGGGGUCAGGCGGCGCGCCGCUCGUGACCGCGGUCGCGACCGUGCUCGGCCUCGGCGGGAUCGCGUACGCGCUCGUG
Messenger RNA from Micromonas pusilla CCMP1545, 582 nucleotides. RefSeq lists its product as uncharacterized. The annotation marks the transcript as partial. The transcript has a single exon. Gene Ontology annotation, molecular function: protein binding; iron ion binding. The record is from RefSeq and is a predicted model, not a curated record. Lineage: Eukaryota; Viridiplantae; Chlorophyta; Mamiellophyceae; Mamiellales; Mamiellaceae.